AUGACGCAGAAACAAACACAGAGGUAUCCAGCUGCCCAUGAAGACCAAACAGAAAUGAAGGCUACGUUAUACAACCUUUGCCUUUUUGUAUCUUUAUUAGUUAACAAAGAUCGAAGAGGAAUGCAACAUGGAUUUUACUAUAAUGGCGUGAGGCAGUUUGGUUUCAUCACAAACUUCACCAGCCCUGUUUGGCUAAAUGAGUGGACUCAUUACUGUCACAUUUUUGAGGAGGGAUUUUAUAAAGGAUAUGUCAAAGGAGAGAAGAAAGCAACUGGCAAAGUUGUUAGCGAUAAAACCAUUGCUUUUAAUGGAAUUAUUACUUUUGGACAAGAGCAAGAUAUACCUGCUGGUGGAUAUGCAGUUGACCAGUGUUUCAGAGGGUACUUUUCUCAGUUCAACAUCUGGAAGAAGGUAAUCACUGAAGGCGAGAUCUAA
This is a messenger RNA of Macrobrachium nipponense, 435 nucleotides long. Its product is annotated as neuronal pentraxin-2-like. NCBI's taxonomy places the organism in Eukaryota, Metazoa, Arthropoda, Malacostraca, Decapoda, Palaemonidae. The record is from RefSeq and is a predicted model, not a curated record. The transcript has 3 exons. Bases 1 to 435 code for a protein of 144 amino acids.